GCAUGUGUCGCCAUAGCCCUGCUCAGCUCUUGCUUCCAUUCAGGGCUAUGGCUGAGUGGGCAAAAGCCCUGGCGGGCAUUAAAGGGCUGCUAUUAGACAUCAGUGGGGUCCUUUAUGACAGUGGAGGCGAAGGAGGCGGAGUCCCCAUCCCUGGAUCUAUAGAGGCUGUCAAAAAGAUCAAGGCAUCUGGUCUGAAGCUGCAAUUCUGCACCAAUGAAACUCAAGCUACUCGAGAAAAGUUUGUAGAAAAGUUGCAGCGUUUGGGCUUUGACAUUGUAGUGAAUGAAGUCACAGCUCCAGCACCAGCAGCCUGCCGAAUUCUGAAAGAACGUCACCUGAGGCCACACCUCCUUGUCCAUGAUGAUGUUGUCCCUGAAUUUGAUGGCAUUGAUAAGGCAAGCCCAAACUGUGUGGUGAUCGGUGAUGCAGCUGACAACUUUUCUUACAAAAAUCUUAAUGAUGCCUUCAGAGUUCUCAUUGGUCUGGAGAAUCCAGUUCUGCUUUCUUUAGGAAAAGGACGCUAUUAUAAAGAAACUGAUGGUCUGAAACUCGAUGUUGGAGUGUACAUGAAGGCAUUAGAGUACGCCUGUGAUAUCCAAUCAGAAGUGGUAGGAAAGCCAGCCAAAAUGUUCUUCCAGUCAGCCUUGACAGAAAUGGGCAUUGAACCUCACCAGGCCGUCAUGAUUGGAGAUGAUAUUGUAAACGAUGUGGGAGGUGCCCAGCAGUGCGGCAUGAAAGCUCUCCAAGUACGGACUGGAAAAUACAGUUUGUUUAUGCAUACACAUCCAACCCCCGCUUUCAAAUGUAUGGGUCCAAAGCCAAUGAUGGAAGACAAGUUUUUCCCAGAUGGUUUGAAAAAUACAUUUUGCUCCACCAAAAUAAGAGAUAAAUUUACUCUCUUGCCUUAUAUAGGCCUUGUGAUGAACAACACCCAGAAGUGACUGCAGAUGGCUAUGUGAACAACCUUGCAGAAGCUGUAGAUGUAAUUCUAAAGCAACUGCAUAAAUAAAGGCGCCUCUGAUUGUAACAGAAAGCUGAAACAUGCCUAAUUGAACAUGUGGACAUUUCUGUACACCUUUAAAAAUUUAUCUUCUCUCAGCUUUGAUGCAGUAGCCACUCACAGUAUAUAUGUGCCUCAAAAGACUAGCUCUUCUAACAAGUAGCUCAUACUGAGUAGCUAAAAUACUAGUCAUUGUCAAGCAAACAACAAGGAAAAAAAUUGAAGACUGAUGUGUUCUAUGCCCUCCCUCCCCAAAUCUUUUCAGUCUUAACUGUCUGGUUGGGUACAUCUAACCAUAUUAUUUCACUGGGACCUAUUUCUUCUCCUGUUUUGUUUUUGGAACACAAUUCAGAGGAAGUGGUCAUUUUGUCUCUAGGCUAAUCUCCUAAAGAAGUUAGUGCCAAAUUUGUCUAGAUCUUAAUUGAAACAUGACUAACUUGCAUCCCUAUGGCUUUGCUGACAUUUGGAAAGUUCAGAGUUUCAUGCACAGAUUCCCACUCAAAACUGGAGAAAAAGCAUUGUCCUAAAAAUGAAGAGAGAUAUGUUAGCAAGGCUGUUUUGCCAGCAACCUCAUUACAUCCAGCCCCACACGAUUUUUUCCAGGAUGUUCUGGAUCAUACAAAUUUGCAGCAAAAACUGAUUCCGCGCUAUUCUAAUGGUUGCACAUUGUAGCAGCAACAAGAGCUCUCCUCCCCACUUCUGGAAGAGUUAAGAAUGUGUCUUUUAAAAAUCUGUUUUAAUAAGCCAGUCGUAGAAACAUAAUGCAAAGCAUUUAACCAUUUUUUAAAAGUUGCAUGCAACCUUUCUGAAGUAUAGUAGGAGGGACAACUCAGGUGUCUGAGACAGCAUUUGAUUCACUGCUAUGGACAUCUGUUAUUUCAGUUGCAAAACUAGGCUCAAAGACCCACUGUGGGUUUUCUUUUUAUAACACAUCUGUCUUCUUUAAUCUUAAAAAUGAGCACUUGUUCUCAGACAACUGAGUGGGUUGUUUCAAAGCUAGUCCGUGUGAUUAUUCAGGCUGCUUUCAAAAAGUCUUGGACAUGUAACUGCUAUGAACCAGGGUAGAUCUGUGCCCAACAUUUCUGAGGAAUGUUUCCCCCUGUAUUUGCAUUCUUGACAAUGUUGAUGUGUUGAGAUUGCUUCAUCUUCCACCACUACCCUGAGAAACACAGCUAUUUUUAUGUUUACUCUCAUUGUCUUGGAAAGAGCUCAGGCUCCCAUGACUACUCUGCUUCUGUCCUCAUCACAUUGCUUUUGUCCUCUAAGAAUAGCUGUGCAUGUUGAGAGCUAUCUUGUGAUGGCUGAAUAGCGAGCUGAAAGAACUGGUGUCGGGUUUCUUGGGUUCAGAGCCAAAUGAUUAUACCCUCUGUUGCUGCUGCAGCUUUAAAGUCAUCUUGGAUUAAGAAAGAGAUAAUAACAUAAUUUUGGCUUUCCUUAGCAUUGAAUCACAAGCGUACUGCACCUCCUCUUUUUUGCCAUUUCAGCAUGCUCUUGGAUGGCAUUUGAAAUGAAAAUCAGUUGACUGGAAUAGCAACACUCCUUCCAUCUUCAUUUCUGGACUAUUUAUGAUCUGUAGUGGACAGAUUUGGGUGUCUAUUUGAUCCUCAUUUCAUAUCAAAUCCUCUUUUCUUAUGUGUUAAGAGACCAGAAUUCUCUUAGUGAUUUAACAUUUGUAUUUUGGGGAGAUAUUGAAGAAGGGGAGAUACUGUACCUCACCCCAUAUCUAAGAUGUGGAACAGCAGUCAAAGGGCUGAAGGGAACAGCUCUGCCUCUCAGACAUCAGUUGGUUCUCCUUCUCCAGCUGCACAAGGACACUCAGGAUGCAGUGGGAUGAGACCCCACAGAUGAAUGAUGGAUGAGGGGACAGAGUUGUACCUGUAAGACUGCAGGCUGCUGUUGUGCAACCAGGAAUGAAGUGUGGAAGAGGGAGCAGGCUCCCCACUUAAGCAACAGUGUGAGCAUACUGUCAAAGACAUCAGAUCUCAGCCUGUUGAAUCUGAUCCUUUAGUAAUUUGGAGGUCCAUAAAUCCUUCUGUGUAAGGAUUUAUUUUUUGACAUGAACUGUUGGGUCAUGUGAGUUCUUACAUGCAGCCUGAAGUGAUACAAUGCAGAGAGUUAUGACUUAUAGUGAUGUGUGCAAAAUUAGGCCAUUGUUCCCUGCCCCCAUUUUCCUUCUGUCGUCAAAAAUAUACCAAUGUACAUUGUCUACAUUCAUACCUAAAACAUUUCUAUUUGCUGCAUGCCUAUUUCUUUGUUAACUUUUCCCACCCAUUUUCUUUCUGUACCUAAACUGUAUUUCCAAAUGUUUUCAAGUUAACCGACUGGUUACAAAAUGAGCAAGUCAUAUAUAAAGAACAAGCAGGAUUCAGAAGUGGAAGUAUUUCCAAAUGCUUGAGUGAAGUUUUUAAGUUACUGCAAUAUUGGAAAUUUGGGCAACAGAGGAAAAAUCUGUUAUCCAGAAUUCGGGGGGGGGGGGGCAGUGACCUUAUUUUGCUCUCCUACCAUCACUGUUGCAGACAUAGGUUUAUGGCCUCAGUGGUGAAUAUAAUACAUCACCAGGGUUUGGGUUCUGGGCCUCUCAACAGAUAGGAAAAAACAUGGGAGCUCAAGCUCGUAUUAGUUGAUGAGUUGCAACAUGCACAAACCCGCAUCAGCAUGCCCAUGGGAGUGUGCUGCCAUUGGUUAAUAUAGGGUAGAGCAAUGCACAGGAGCUCCAGUCCAUGGAUUUCUAACCUGCCAAUAUCACGGGCUCACUGUGUGACCAUAGUUUUGAUGUGAUGAUUUGUAAAUGGCAAGGUAAGUCUUUAUUGGGCCCUGGAGCAACUCAUUUCCUCACAAGUGCUAAAUCUGUUGUGAUGAACACAACAAUUAGCAAUUAUAUAUUUUUUAAAAAUAACUAAAGAACAGGUGGUGGUGGUGUGCCUUUAGGUUGUUCCUAAUUUACCAGAGGACCUAAUCCAUGUUAAGACUCUGGAGGGAGGUAGGAGGGCUUUAACCAAUGGGUGGAGCACCUUUUCUACUUUGUGGACUAAAUUCCAGUUUGGGAAGCAUCUGUAUGUCCAGCAGUGGGUGGGUCUAAGUGUACAAGGUGGAACCAAAACAAUGUGGGCAGGGCCAGGUAGACUCCUUAGCAAUAUGGAUAAUUUCAACCUAUGUAAGUACACCACAGCCAAAUUGUAUAUCUUCCAUUUGAAGAGUGAACCUUAGUACAACAGCUCUCCUGACUGCAAAGCAGAGCUCAGUUCUGUGCUAGGUCAUCUUCAGCCACUGAUCUGCUGACUCAAGGUAACAGGAGAGGAAGCCUUCACACCAGAGGUGGAACAUCCACUGACUGCAUCCAGUCAGGUCCCCCAUCCCAUGCUUUCUCUUUCACUGGAUCUAGAUCAGAGCCGCAACACCUGCUGUUUGCUUUUGGAGGAAUAGAUGCAAAUUCCUGAUCCAGAUUGGCACAGCAUCAAGGACCAUAAAAUUAAAGCUUUCAGAUUUCCCACCAUAAUCCCAAUCUAAAAAGGGCCUCUGGCAUUUGCUAUUUACUCUUUUAGAAAGCAUUUAUGUAGUUACUAACUGCAUGGAUUAUAGUCAUACACUGAGUUUUGCCCUAAGGUGAAUUACAAAACAAUACAGUAGUAUGCAAAGUAAGUGCAUAAUAUUGAUGUUCUUUUGGAUUGAUACUUCAGGUGCCUUCAGAGGUGGUUUCAGGUUUCUCAUAAUAAUCCCUAAAUGUGUUUGUGUGUCUUCUAUUGACAGUUGCCUGAAGUGGCAGUUGGUUUUAUCACAACAAAACAUAAAUUCUGUUACAGAUAUAGUCAUAAUAGCAUUGAUCUGCAGUAACAUGUCUGGCUUUACUUUUUGUAGCAGGUUAAUUUAACAAAUAAAGAUAUGUGGUUUAUGAUUCCCUCUAAUGAGAUCAGA
Molecule: messenger RNA, 4912 nt
Organism: Sceloporus undulatus (fence lizard)
Lineage: Eukaryota; Metazoa; Chordata; Lepidosauria; Squamata; Phrynosomatidae
Gene: LHPP
Product: phospholysine phosphohistidine inorganic pyrophosphate phosphatase
Exons: 8
Coding region: 3-941 (312 amino acids)
Biological process (GO): dephosphorylation
Cellular component (GO): cytosol
Molecular function (GO): inorganic diphosphate phosphatase activity; phosphatase activity
Source: RefSeq, a predicted model, not a curated record